AUGGGAGCAACAUGUUGCAAGUCAAAUUUGCAAACUUAAGAUGGUAUUAAUAAUUAUCGAUUGGCUUUAAUAGAACUUUCUGUUCAAUCAGCAGCUUUCGGAGAUAAUGACUAGGGAUCUUAAAAGAGGGUUGUUAAGUAAACAACUGCUAGCAAACGUUAAGCAUAUAUUCCAGCACAGACAUUCGGGUUAGGAUUGAAACAAAAACUUAUCCGAUGA
This is a messenger RNA of Paramecium tetraurelia, 219 nucleotides long. RefSeq lists its product as uncharacterized. Lineage: Eukaryota; Ciliophora; Oligohymenophorea; Peniculida; Parameciidae. The transcript has a single exon. The record is from RefSeq and is a predicted model, not a curated record.